AUGGCGGCGGCGGCGACGGCGGCUGCGGGCGAAGACGGCCGGCGGCGGCCGGGGGUCGCGCUGGACCCCCAGCCCCAGGAGGAGGCAAAGGCUGAGGCCGAGUCAAGGGAGCUCUGCCGCCUUCGAGCUGAGCUGGCAGGCGCCCUGGCGGAAAUGGAGACCAUGAAGGCUGUGGCAGAGGUGAGCGAGAGCACGAAGGCCGAGGCUGUGGCUGCAGUGCAGCGGCAGUGCCAAGAGGAGGUGGCCUCGCUCCAGGCCAUCCUGAAAGACUCCAUCAGCAGCUAUGAGGCCCAGGUCGCUUCUCUGAAGCAGGAGCGCCAGCAGCAACAGCAGGACUGCGAGGAGAAGGAGCGGGAGCUGGGCCGUCUGAAGAAGCUGCUGUCCCGCGCUCACCCGCUGGACUCCUUGGAGAAGCAGAUGGAAAAGGCCCACGAGGACUCGGAGAAGCUGCGGGAGAUCGUGCUGCCCAUGGAGCAGGAGAUCGAGGAGCUGAAGGCGAAGCUGCUGAGGGCGGAGGAGCUUAUCCAAGAGAUCCAGAGGCGGCCCCAGCACCCCCCUGCCCUGCACUGCCCCACGGAGCUGCUGCCCCUGUCCCGGGACCCGUCUCCCCCACUGGAGCCUCUGGAGGAGCUGAGCGGAGAUGCAGGUGCAGCGGCCGAGGCCUUCGCACACAACUGUGACGACAGUGCCUCCAUCUCCUCCUUCUCCCUCGGCGGUGGGGCCAGCAGCAGCACCUCCCUGCCCCACAGCCGUCAGGGCCUGAGCCCUGAGCAGGAAGAGACUGCCUCCCUGGUGUCCACGGGCACCCUGGUCCCCGAGGGCAUCUACCUGCCCCCUCCUGGUUACCAGCUUGUCCCAGACAACCAGUGGGAGCAGCUGCAGGCGGAGGGGCGGCAACUACAGAAGGACCUGGAGACCAUCAGCCGUGAGCGGGAUGAGCUACAAGAGGGCCUGAGACGGAGCAACGAGGACUGCACCAAGCAGAUGCAGAUCCUCCUGGCCCAGGUCCAGAACUCGGAGCAGCUGCUGCAGACCCUGCAGGGGACCGUGAGCCAGGCCCAGGAGCGGGUUCAGCUGCAGAUGGCAGAACUGGCCACCUCCCACAAGUGCCUGAGCCAGGAAGUGAAGCGGCUGAACGAGGAGAACCAAGGUCUCCGGGCUGAGCAGCCCCCAUCUGUGGUGCCCCAGGACCUGGAGCAGGAGGAUUUCCAGGGAGAAGCACUGUCCAGCUUAGUGCCGGAGCUGCAGCAGCUGGUGCGACGCAUGCGGCUGGAGGCGCGGGCCCGUCAGCAGGCCUGGAAGCACGAGGCAGAGCGCCUGCGCAUUGAGAUUGUGACACUGCGGGAGGCGCUGGAGGAGGAGACGGCGGCCAGGGCCAGCCUGGAGGGGCAGCUGAGGGUGCAGCGGGAGGAGACAGAGGUGCUAGAGGCUUCCCUGUGUAGCCUGAGGACGGAGCUGGACCGGGUCCAGCAGGAGCAGAGCAAGGUCCCGCUCACCGUCCUCCUCUCAGAACAGAGGGCCAAGGUGCUACGACUACAGGCAGAGCUGGAGACCAGCGAGCAGGUGCAGAGGGAUUUCGUACGUCUGUCCCAGGCCCUGCAGGUGCGCCUGGAACAGAUCCGUCAGGCAGAGACUCUGGGGCAAGUACGCCGCAUCCUGGAUGAGGCACCCCUCAGGGACGUCAGGGACAUCAAGGACACCUGA
Molecule: messenger RNA, 1704 nt
Organism: Orycteropus afer afer
Lineage: Eukaryota; Metazoa; Chordata; Mammalia; Tubulidentata; Orycteropodidae
Source: RefSeq, a predicted model, not a curated record